UCGCGAAAAUCACAAAGUAAAUUUGUAAUAUUUGUGCAGAUAAUUAAUUUGAAAUAGUUUUUUUAAUAUUAUAUUGUUUAAAAAGCAAAUAAAGGAAAAAAUUCAAUGCAUUUUGUUGAAGACUAUCUUGUUUGAGGAUCUCCAUAGACUAGUUUCCAGUCUCUCCAGUGUCCUUGUCACGUUAAGACUGACGAUUUUUGGCCCUGGUCGAUUGAUGGCGCCUGUAGUAAAUUAUGGUUCUCUCCAAAUCAUUGGUUCUCUCGUCUCUCUUUGCCAACUCACCAACCGCCGAUCACCAGGCUAAAAGUAAAUUGGCGCGAAAUUCCUCCGAGAUAUAUAAGCAGACGGACGUAUGAAGCCCAACCACCGACGCAACCAUACACACGACACGGUAUCCGUUACUGGUUCCCUGUAUACUGCUCGAUUUCUCUACGAGUGUAUGUUCUGCAACCGGGGAAUUAGCUUAGUCUCCUAUUCGUGCCGUCAAAUCCCAAUAACAAGCUGACCAAUCACUAAUUAGGGCUGUCGCUCCAUGAUGUAGGCGGUGCCAUUCCAGGAGGAGGCGGUGCUUCGGCCAAUGGUGUGCGUGCCACAAUGCCGCGUCUACUUAGGCGCUGUGCAUAGCAGUUCUGCAGGAUGGAUGGAGAUAAUGAUGACCGGAGAGCACAAAUCAAUGCCUCAAACCGCAAAAAAUAUCAUGAAAAGUGGUACGAAUACAAUCUACGUUCACGUUAUUUUGACGAAUGUUCCACACCUGGUGACAUUAGCAAAUUACCUAGACUGAAGAGGCCGCGGAGGUACAUUCACACUGCAAGCAAAGGUGACGGUGAAAGUUCAUGUAGCAGUGCAAGGGGAACACCUCACAAAGAGACCGUCCCUGGUAGGCCGGCGCGACAAUUGCGAACGACAACCCAACCAGCCUCAAAUGAUAAGGAUGACGGCUCCGAAGAACAAUACAUGUAUCCAGAGAAAAGAGUUGAGAAGAAUGAAGGAGUUGUUCGUCCAUCAUCAUCAACCUUACGAGACUUUAAUGUUGACUCAAAAACACCUGACCAAUCCAAGAGAAUGGAUUUCCGCAAGACCAGCCAGUCGUCAGGCACAGUUGACCCUCAGCCCAAUCCCAGCCCGGCCCCUCAUGCUGACACCCAGCCGCCGCCCGUCAGCCUUCCCCCAGGGGUGGAUGACCUCCCCAGCCCGGGACUAGAGACCAACGGUACCCAAGGCAAGGAGGAGGUGCCCUCGCCUGGCAGUGGGUCCCUGUUGGGUGACCUACCUUCGCUGGGUGGGCCCGGGGUGAGAGGGACAUCAUUAUCCCCAUUGGGGGGACUUGGUGUGGAGCCUCCGUCCGCCUUACCCCAGCUCAAGCCAAUCAAGAAGAAGAAAAAGAAGAAAACCAAGAGCCCCCGCAGUGCCGAACCAGAACUGGAACAGGAUGACAACUUCUUUGGAGGCAGUGGUUCCCCGGAGCCCCUCUCUGUGAUGUAAGAAGGGUCUGAGGCUCAACUGCUUGUCCAUGUACUUUUACCAGUUUGGUUGGAACUGAAGACCUGGCAGAAUGCUGUUUUUAAUAUCGAUCUCUACUUAGCACUUUUGACGAUUAAGACACAUCUUUGAUGUUACAUUUUUUGAAAGUAUAAUCAUAAUUUCAAGCUGCAAAGUUCAAGAUCUUUUCUGAGAGUGUUGUGAUAGAAAAAGGUGAUAUGCAAACAUCUAUGGGUCUUCAUUAUUUGAGCAACAGCACAUUUGUUGCACAUGUGGUAGAUUUUCAUGUGCUGAAGUUUUUUUCCUCGAGAAUGGUAUUAUUCAGAGGUAACUGUAUUCAAUCCGUUUAUUUUUGACAUUUUGCCAUAGUGUGUUGAUGUCUUUUUCAGUCAUUUGAUAUCGGCAUUACCAGAACUAUUUGAUCAUUUUAUUUCAGGUUUUUUUUCUUGACUUUUUAAAAGUGUUGUCAUUGGUUCUUGCUACAUUCUAGGCACCUAUCACUUUAUCCUCGAAGUAUCAGCAAAUGCCUCUCUCCAGUAGUCGGACUUUAUUGCAUGGCUUAAAUCUAUCUUGGGCAAUUUUUUUUAGGAACCAUUGUCAAGAUGUUGAACUUGUGUGCAGGACCAAGUAUUUUGAGAGUAAACAAUACUUUGAAAAUAAAUACCAUACAUGAGAUGCAAAUGUGCAUUUAUGGCAAGUUUCCUUUUUUACAGGUGUUAAGAAAAUAUUGUGUACCAUAUAAUUUAUAUUCAGUUUCCCAUGCAAAUUUGUACCUGCCCAACCUGCCACUGCUUAUCAAAUUAGUUACUAUGUUGCUUCUCUCAAGGUUACACAGAAAUUGAAGGCAAGUUAGGGUAAUGUCGCAGUAGAUUCAUUCCCUAGGGAUAAAGCAGUUUGCGGUGGGACUAUUACAUGGUUUCUUUUCUUACCAUGUCUCAUGGUUUGUAACAAAUCGAUGGUUUGAGCAAGAGAUGACUCAUAAUUUAUUUGCUGCACUUGACAGCACUAAAUUGGGCACUUCAAUUUAAAAAUCAGACAAAACAUGACAAACUAAACUUUGUAACACUAUUUUAAUAAGCUCAUUCAUCAUCCUGUCAAAGAGGCUCCACUUCCAAUCUACAAAUUGCAUCCGUAAAACUGCCAAGACGAAUUCUUAACACAUGCUCACAAGAGAUUUACU
Messenger RNA from Acanthaster planci (crown-of-thorns starfish), 2662 nucleotides. RefSeq lists its product as uncharacterized. The record is from RefSeq and is a predicted model, not a curated record. NCBI's taxonomy places the organism in Eukaryota, Metazoa, Echinodermata, Asteroidea, Valvatida, Acanthasteridae.